CCCAAGACUCUGGCACUUGGGCCCCAAUCUCUGGUACCCAGAGACUCCAGGCCGGAAGCCCUCUCAUUCCAGCUGCCCUUUCUGCCCUUCGGCCCCCUCGGGGCUGCCUGGGUGCUGGGACUGGCAUGAUCAGUUGAAAACUUUGCAGGGUCAGCUCUUCUCUGUGAUUUCCCCUCUGCGCCUCCGAGACGAGGGGAGCUCAGAGUCCUGGGCUCAGGACGGACAGAAAGACAGCCUGCCAACCGCGCCCAGGCUCGCCCGCAGAGCCCCUGCAUUCCCCGCCCCCGCCCGCCUCGCCGGGACCAUGUCCAAACCUUCAGACCACAUCAAGAGGCCCAUGAAUGCCUUCAUGGUAUGGUCCCGAGGCCAGAGGCGCAAGAUGGCCCAGGAAAACCCCAAGAUGCACAACUCGGAAAUCAGCAAACGCCUAGGCGCGGAAUGGAAGCUCCUGUCCGAGGCAGAGAAGCGGCCUUACAUCGACGAAGCCAAAAGGCUGCGAGCCCAGCACAUGAAGGAGCACCCCGACUACAAGUACCGGCCACGGCGUAAGCCCAAGAACCUCCUAAAGAAGGACAGGUAUGUCUUCCCCCUGCCCUACCUGGGCGACACGGACCCGCUCAAGGCGGCCGGCCUGCCCGUGGGGGCUUCCGACGGCCUCCUGAGCGCGCCCGAGAAAGCCCGGGCCUUCUUGCCGCCGGCCUCGGCGCCUUACUCCCUGCUGGACCCUGCGCAAUUUAGCUCCAGUGCCAUCCAGAAGAUGGGUGAAGUGCCCCACACCUUGGCCACCAGCGCGCUACCCUACGCGUCCACCCUGGGCUAUCAGAACGGCGCCUUCGGCAGUCUCAGCUGCCCCAGCCAGCACACGCACACGCACCCGUCCCCCACCAACCCGGGCUACGUGGUGCCCUGUAACUGUACUGCCUGGUCGGCCUCCACCCUGCAGCCCCCAGUCGCCUACAUCCUCUUCCCAGGCAUGACCAAGACUGGCAUAGACCCUUAUUCGUCAGCCCACGCUACGGCCAUGUAACCCCCAGCUUGGCCCGGACUUGAAGGGUGGUGUGGAAGCAGAGAUACGAAUCCUUUCCUUUGCACCUAGUCUGGCCCACAGAUGCCUCUGGGUCCGGCCUGCCGCUGCCCCUUGCCCACCCCAGACGCUGCCUCUCUCUCUCUUCCAGGGGGGAAGGGAGGGGCCGUCAUCCUGGACCCAAGGCACAGACUCGUGCCGUGCCGGAAAUUUCCAAACAUUAAGACAACUACACAUUUGGCCCUUUCCCGACUCUCCCAAAGCAAUCUCCGACUGAAUCCCCUUUGGACAAAAAAGUAGGCAAUUUUGCUUUAUUUACACCCCCACUCCCCUCUCCUCGGACAGGCUUUGGACUCGGAACUCCCAGAUCCUGGUACUAUAUCCAGAA
This is a messenger RNA of Acomys russatus (golden spiny mouse), 1412 nucleotides long. RefSeq names its product SRY-box transcription factor 14 (gene Sox14). The record is from RefSeq and is a predicted model, not a curated record. The transcript has a single exon. Bases 305 to 1027 code for a protein of 240 amino acids. NCBI's taxonomy places the organism in Eukaryota, Metazoa, Chordata, Mammalia, Rodentia, Muridae. Gene Ontology annotation, molecular function: RNA polymerase II cis-regulatory region sequence-specific DNA binding; DNA-binding transcription factor activity, RNA polymerase II-specific. Gene Ontology annotation, biological process: cell differentiation; anatomical structure morphogenesis; negative regulation of transcription by RNA polymerase II.